AUGUUUGGCUAACAAAAAAUUAGGAAUACGAUGUUGUUUAUCAUGAUGGGCUCAACCCAUCAGCUCCAUGCAUAUUAUGUGCAUCAACAAUAUAUUCCCACGAUCAAUUCCAAAUCUAAUUCCAACUGUUAGAAGGCCAACAAUCCUAAGGCACAAGGAUGAGCGAAGUUUGCUCGCCUUACUUUGAUCCUGACUUUGAAAGCCUCCCUGAGAGAAUAUAUGGCCCAGCUUGUAGAGUCAACAUAGACAAUGAAAGCUUGGAGGAUUGCACCAUCUUAAAGAUUGAUAGCGUGAACAAGCAGGGCCUACUCCUGGAAGUGGUGCAGACUCUCACGGAUAUGAACUUAAUUAUAUCCAAAGGUUACAUUUCUUCAGAUGCUGGCUGGUUCAUGGAUGUUUUUCAAGUAAAAAAUGAAUUAGGCAACAAAGUCACUGAUCAAAGGGCUAUCAACUGCAUUCAGCAGGCUAUUGGUUCCAAAAGCUACACCAGCCUGAAGCCCAAGGCCCGAAUAAGCCCGUGCGAGUCCCAGCCCGACGAGCCCAAAGCAAUCGAGAUGACCGGAAAAGACAGGCCCGGCCUUUUCUCCGAGAUAUCCGCUGCCCUGGCCGACCUCGGCUGCAACAUCAUCGAAGCCCACGCGUGGAGCCACAACGCCCUCUUAGCCUGCGUGGCCCACAUUUCCAACAAGUCAAACGAUACCCCUAUCGACGACCACCGCCUCCACGUCAUCGAGGACCACCUCACCACCGUACUCCGGGCCACCACCUCCACUGGGCCCGGCAAUCCGGGCCCACAGGAAGUGAAGCCCGCGGGCCUCCCCAGGGGUGAGGAGCUGCUGAGCACCACCACACGAGUCGAGAGGCGGCUCCACCAGCUCAUGCUUUCUGGCCGGGACUUUGACAUGCCAGCCUGGCGAACGGGUAACCCGACUUUGUCCGAGGACGGCGAGAGGAGGGCCAGCGUGUCAGUCGAGAGCUGUAUCGAGAAAGGGUACUCGAUUGUCACCAUUGAGUGUAAGGAUAGGAGAAGGCUUUUGUUUGAUACUGUGUGCACUCUCACGGACAUGCAGUACGUGAUUUUUCAUGCCUCCAUAGAUUCUUGCCGAGGCUACGCGUUUCAGGAGUAUUUCAUAAGGCAUGUCGAUGGUUGUGCGCUAAACACAGAGGGAGAGAAAGAUCGGGUCAUAAAAUGCUUAGAGGCCGCCAUCGAACGAAGGGUCUGUGAGGGCGUUCGGUUAGAACUCUCUGCAUACAAUAGAGUUGGGUUGCUUUCGGACAUCACCCGAGUUCUGAGGGAAAAUGGGCUAGCGGUUGUGAGAGCAGAUGUUGCGACUCAAGGGGAGAAGUCGGUGAAUGCAUUCUACGUAAGGGAUAUUUCAGGGAAUAAUGUGGACCUGGAAUCCAUUAGGUCCAUGAAGAGAGAAAUGGGUGCAAUAGAUCUUGCUGUGAUAAGAGAGACGACACGUCCGCAGACGACCCCAGACGAACGCCCCAAGUUAUCAAUUGGCGAGAUACUCAGAAUUCAGAUCGAGCGCAUCUCAAACGGCUUCAUUGCCAUUAAAUGAAUAUGUGGAUAUGUAUAACAAGAUGCUUUUCUUAUGUCCUUCUUUCGUUUUUCAUUUUCUAGAUACCUUUACAAGAAUUCAGAUGUGUACAUAGCCCAAUCUGAUUAGUGAUGUGAUGUUAAAUUCAUGGUACAAUCAUUAGACCCUCGUCCUGCAAGCACAAGACUUAACUUCCACUGUUGCAUGUAAAGUAAUUGCUUUGUGGCUGAUAUAAACACUAUGCCUAGUUCAGCUGUGUUUCUUAAAUCAGUUCACCUUUUUUUUUUUUUUUCUU
Molecule: messenger RNA, 1839 nt
Organism: Striga asiatica
Lineage: Eukaryota; Viridiplantae; Streptophyta; Magnoliopsida; Lamiales; Orobanchaceae
Source: the annotation of a GenBank genome assembly